Messenger RNA from Drosophila ananassae, 501 nucleotides. RefSeq lists its product as uncharacterized. Bases 53 to 409 code for a protein of 118 amino acids. The record is from RefSeq and is a predicted model, not a curated record. The transcript has a single exon. NCBI's taxonomy places the organism in Eukaryota, Metazoa, Arthropoda, Insecta, Diptera, Drosophilidae.
CAGACCGAUCACCCCCUCAACAUAGUCCGAGUCCAACUGCCAAGCGGUCAAGAUGACGAACUCAAAACUAGCCCUUUUACUCCUGGUCAUCGCCUGCUUGAUGUUCAUCGCCUGGGCCCGCCCCAGGUCUCGCUCCUCAGUCUUCAAUGAGGUGACCUCCCUGCCGGCGGAGCGAAGGAUGAGCAACGAUAUCCUGGACCAGAUCUCGCCGAUGAGAAGGCCCGCCAAAAGGAGCUUUCUUGUAAAGCAGCCAAAGUUCGCGAGGUUGAAGAUGCCUCGGAGCUACUUCCGCGACGGUUUCUACAACGAGCUGCAACCUGAAAUAGCUCCAGGUGGCAUGAACUUUUAUGGCAACGAUGUCCUGCCACUCUCCACUUUUGAGCUCCUUGAACCAGAUAGUUUGUAUUAAAAUAGCCCUUAAAAUAAGAUAAGUUAACAAAAUUAAAUUUAAUUUAAUUUCUUGUAAUCAGUUUAUGAAAUAAAAGAGUACUACCGAUAAAA